Cotesia congregata is the source of this 1179-nucleotide messenger RNA. NCBI's taxonomy places the organism in Eukaryota, Metazoa, Arthropoda, Insecta, Hymenoptera, Braconidae. The record is from the annotation of a GenBank genome assembly.
AUGGAAAUGUUGCAUAUGGGUCACAUGUUCCAUGACGAUGAUGAUGUUUUUCAUCUGGAGGAAGAGCUUAAUAUUGUUGAAGAAGAUGGACAAGUUAAAUUACCAAGAGGAUUGCAAUUAUUGGAGUCACAAGUUGCUGGUCAUUCCUAUGAUUUUAAUAAUGGAAUUAUUGGAAUGUUAAAGAAAAAUGGCCACAUUUACAAGCCUGGAAUCAAAGAUGAUUUGUUUGAAAGAGAAAAGAGCUUUUAUGAGCAAAUAAAAACAUCAGAUAAUGAAGUCUACAAAGCUUUAGCGAGAUUAACUCCCAAGUAUUUUGGCUCUGGUGAAUUUAUUUUCAUGAAAAAACCUCUUAAGUUUUUAAUUCUGCAAGAUAUUACCGAGGGAAUGAUAGAACCUUGUGUAAUGGACAUUAAAAUUGGCAAACGUACUUGGGACCCUCUCGCAGGUCCAGCUAAAAAAUUGAAAGAAGAUUUCAAGUACAAAGAAAUGAAGCAGGCUCAUUCAUUUUGUAUUCCCGGCUUUCAAUGCUUAGUCGUUCAAAUCUUAGCUUCAUUAUGGGAAAUACUGUCAUUCUUCCGUUUUCAAACUGAUUUACGUUUUUACUCAAGCUCAAUACUAAUCGCCUACGAUGCUAAGCGUUUGAAAAAAUUAAUUGCCAAAGAAUCUGCUGAUGAAUGUAAUGGAAGACUGUAUGAUUCGAACCAACGAGUUGGCUCACCGAUGGUCCUCUCAUCACCGUCUCACAGCGCGUAUUCCAGCGGAUUCAGCUCUCCUAGAUGUAUGUCUCCGUUAUCUUCAAGCCCUGCGUCGAAUCAAUUUUUGAAAAUAAAUGGAAAAAGCACACUUGAAAAAUCCAGCUCUGAUCACUCAAUCAAUGGAAGCAACCGCUUUCUUAAUAUUGAUAACAAUAAUGUUAAACUUUGCCGUACUCAUUCGUUUGAUAACAACUUUGAACGCGAUAUGAUAGAAAUGAAGGAUGACUACGCUGAUUUACUAGAUCAACUUACUAAUAAAUUGCACCGCAAUUGGGUGCGUGUUAAAAUGAUCGAUUUCACUCAUGUUUUUCCUACCGAAGUACACGAAGUUGAUCGUAAUUACCUGCAGGGCCUUGAGACGCUUAUUAAAAUUUUUGAGUCGUUUUUGAUGUGUUCAAACGAUGAAAUGAGUUUGAAAAAGUAA